UGUACCUUUUUAUUCGUCCGUUUGCCGGGCACAGCCCUUAAAAUGUUGUAACUGGCUCUGUUCGUAUCCACCGACUUUCUGAUCCAUAUAGUAUGAUCUUUGUUCCACUCGUUUUUAGCCUAUACAGGUGAUCUUUGAUCACUGAUGCGAAAAACGAGCGGGGUCGCCUUUUUUGUAACGCUUGCACUUCUUACCUUAGUCCUUAGUUCUCAGUUGCGUUUUGUAUAUUGAGUAUUACUCGUCUGUAGUUCGUUUGUGGUUGAUUUGAAUCUCGGUAGUAUUCAGUUGUAUCUCGAGUAAUUAGUUAAAUUUGAAUUUAUAUAGUUUAGAUUGUUAAAGUGUGUGUGGAGGUGUUUUGGUUCCUAAUUUUUGACCUAAAAUGGUUUCAAGCAAAAUGAUGAACGUCAGGGUGACGACUAUGGAUGCGGAGCUGGAAUUCGCCAUCCAGCAGUCUACGUCCGGAAAACAACUCUUCGACCAGGUAGUUAAGACUAUUGGUCUUCGGGAAGUAUGGUUCUUCGGACUCCAGUAUACAGAUUCCAAGGGCGAUCUCACCUGGGUGAAGUUAUACAGAAAGGUAAUGGCUCAAGAUGUGAAGAAAGAAAACCCGCUCCAAUUCAAGUUCCGUGCCAAAUUCUACCCUGAAGAUGUGGCUGAAGAGCUAAUUCAGGAUAUUACUUUGCGGCUGUUCUACCUCCAAGUUAAGAAUGGCAUUCUAUCAGAUGAAAUUUACUGCCCUCCAGAGACUUCAGUGUUAUUGGCUUCUUAUGCUGUCCAGGCCAGACAUGGCGAUUACAUCAAGUCGAAUCAUUCGCCUGGAUUUUUGACCAACGACCGGCUUUUGCCUCAACGAGUUAUGGACCAACACAAAAUGUCAAAAGAUGAAUGGGAAAACAGUAUAAUGACCUGGUGGAAAGAACACAGGGGAAUGAUGCGGGAAGACGCAAUGAUGGAGUACCUUAAAAUUGCUCAAGAUCUGGAAAUGUACGGAGUGAACUAUUUCGAAAUCCGUAACAAAAAAGGUACCGAAUUGUAUUUGGGAGUCGAUGCGUUGGGUCUCAAUAUUUAUGAAAAAGAUGACCAGCUUACUCCCAAGAUUGGAUUCCCCUGGUCAGAAAUCAGAAAUAUCUCGUUCAACGACCGCAAGUUCAUAAUUAAACCCAUCGACAAGAAAGCCCCAGAUUUCGUUUUCUUUGCUCCACGAGUUCGGAUUAACAAACGAAUUUUGGCCCUUUGCAUGGGAAAUCACGAGCUCUAUAUGCGUAGAAGGAAACCAGACACAAUAGAUGUUCAGCAAAUGAAAGCCCAAGCUAGGGACGAAAAGCUUGCGAAACAAGCACAAAGAGAAAAGUUGCAAUAUGAGAUUGCUGCAAGAGAAAGGGCUGAAAAGAAACAACAGGAGUAUGAAGAUAGGAUUAAAGCCAUGCAGGAAGAAAUGGAACGCAACCAUGCUAGCCUAUUAGAAGCCCAGGAAAUGAUUCGAAAAUUAGAAGAACAACUUAAGCUGCUUCAGGCCGCAAAGGAAGAGCUGGAGCAACAACAAAAUGAGCUGCAACAGAUGAUGCAACGUCUGGAAGAAAGCAAGAACAUGGAAGCAGCCGAACGUCAGAAAUUGGAGGACGAGAUCAACGCCAAACAGGCUGAAGUUCAGCGAAUCAGAGAAGAGGUUGAAGCUAAGGACUUCGAGACCAAACGUCUUCAAGAAGAGGUCGAGUCGGCUCGUCGCAAAGAAGACGAACUGAAGCAGCAACAAAUGGCUAAUGCUACCAAAGGCCACUUGGAGGAAAAUAAUCAUGAUGAAGAUGAUGAACUUGUCAACGGUGAUGUCAGCAAGGAUCUGAAUACUGACGAGAACAUUGUAGAUCCAAUUGAAGACAGGCGUACGCUUGCUGAGCGCAACGAGCGUUUGCAAGAUCAAUUACAGGCUUUGAAAAAGGACCUGGCCCAAUCUCGAGAUGAGACAAAAGAAACUGCCAUGGACAAGAUCCACAGGGAGAACGUUCGACAAGGACGUGACAAAUAUAAAACACUUCGUGAAAUUCGCAAAGGCAACACUAAGCGUCGCGUUGACCAAUUCGAAAAUAUGUAAAUGAAAUCGAACAUUUCUUGAUUUAGUUUAAGCUUUAAAAGUAUGCGACUACUUCAAGAGAAACUUCUUUAUGCUGUUAUGAGAAAAACGUUUAACAAUACUUAACUAUUAUAUUAUUGAAAUAGCUGCUACUUUUGAAAUUAUACAGAACUUUUGCAGCUAUGGGUUCUUUUAGUUUUUCUUCUCAGUUAAGUAUUUUCGCAUUUUUCUUCGCGUUCUUCAAAUUUCAAUGGCAACAAUGUGAAUCAAAAUUUUGCUCAAAAUUAGGCAUGUAGUUGCUUAAUUUUUCAUAUUCUUAUCACAAUAUCUUUGGAUAGGUAUCAAGAUGUUAUCGACCAAUGGUAAGAGAUUCUUACAGCACGUAAAUUCUGCAAUACAAAUAUCACCAUAACGAGGAUUAGGAAAAUCUUGUACUAUUUUACAAUCGGUAUUUCAUCCUUGUUGCCUAUCUGUCGAGCGGCAUUUUACCUAGCGAGUAAUGAGCUUUUCGAAUUAAUCAAUGGCCUUAUAUUACGAACAGAAUAUUUUACAUUUUCAUAUAUUUUAUACGACGUUUUCAUAUUGUGAUAAUCUACAACUUUCGCAAAUUCACUUAGAUCUGCGCUACCGUUUAUUGUUCUCUCUUUAAAAACGUGUAUUUCUGUUUUACUUGUUAAUAUGAACGCAUUCCAUUCGAUGGUAGUUUUCAUUUUAAGUUAGUGCCAUUUGGUAAAAGGGCGUUGAAACUAAUCCAAUAGCAUUUCUAUAGUAUAUACAUUUUGUCUUAGAUUGCGGACACAAUUUCCCAACGUAUUUAUUAUUCUUUCUGGCAGUAUUUUGAAAGGGUAUAUUUAUUAUUAAAAAUUUACUCCUUGGAUUUAAUGUUAAUCCAUUUUAUUAGACAUUACACAUUUCUAAACUUCUUUUAGAAAUGAUGUGUAAUGAUAGAUUCUUUAAACUAUUAAUUUUAGAUCUGUUAUAAGAGACAGUUUUUCAGAAAAAAAUGUUUGAUUUUUCAAAAAUAUUACUUUUUAAUAAAUAUUUUUUAUUUGCAAAUCGCACCGCGCGCUUUCAGAUCAUUAAAUACAGUACAUGUUUAUAUUAUAUUACAAAAUGUAAAUAAAAUGACAAAUUAGUAACAUAUUUUUCUAAACAGUUUCAUAUUUUUAUUUUACGAAGGCAUUAAAUAAUUUUUUUAGAUAGUUCUCUUCCGCGUUUUUUUUUGCAAUGUUAAGGUAUUUUUUAUUCAGUUCUUAUGAAUGAAAUAAUAUUACUAAGUUAACGGAUAGAUUUCAGUUCAAUUUUGAAACGUCUUAUUUUCGGCGAAUAUCUUUUUUUCGAUAAUUUAAUUUCUGAAUAUUUUGAAAAUUAUAUUCUUUAUUAUUUCGGGUAGUUUAAAUGCAAUUUACUUAUUCAUUUAUAUACUAUAGGUUUAUCAAUAAACACUUUUAUUAGUA
This is a messenger RNA of Dendroctonus ponderosae (mountain pine beetle), 3525 nucleotides long. RefSeq names its product moesin/ezrin/radixin homolog 1. Gene Ontology annotation, biological process: regulation of cell shape; positive regulation of protein localization to early endosome; positive regulation of early endosome to late endosome transport. The transcript is spliced from 9 exons. Bases 380 to 2089 code for a protein of 569 amino acids. The record is from RefSeq and is a predicted model, not a curated record. NCBI's taxonomy places the organism in Eukaryota, Metazoa, Arthropoda, Insecta, Coleoptera, Curculionidae. Gene Ontology annotation, molecular function: actin binding; cell adhesion molecule binding. Gene Ontology annotation, cellular component: adherens junction; cytoskeleton; microvillus.